Messenger RNA from Suricata suricatta (meerkat), 5954 nucleotides. RefSeq names its product protein phosphatase, Mg2+/Mn2+ dependent 1H (gene PPM1H). The transcript is spliced from 10 exons. The record is from RefSeq and is a predicted model, not a curated record. The annotation marks the transcript as partial. Gene Ontology annotation, molecular function: protein serine/threonine phosphatase activity. Gene Ontology annotation, biological process: protein dephosphorylation. NCBI's taxonomy places the organism in Eukaryota, Metazoa, Chordata, Mammalia, Carnivora, Herpestidae.
GGCGGCGGCUGCGGAGGCUCGGACCUGCCCCUGCGCUUCCCCUACGGGCGGCCGGAGUUCCUGGGGCUGUCUCAGGACGAGGUGGAGUGCAGCGCCGACCACAUCGCCCGCCCCAUCCUCAUCCUCAAGGAGACUCGGCGGCUGCCCUGGGCCACUGGCUACGCAGAGGUUAUCAAUGCCGGGAAGAGCACACACAAUGAAGACCAAGCCAGCUGUGAGGUGCUCACUGUGAAGAAGAAAGCAGGGGCCAUUACCUCAACCCCGAACAGAAACUCCACCAAGAGACGGUCCUCCCUUCCCAAUGGGGAGGGGCUGCAACUGAAGGAGAACGCGGAAUCAGAAGGCGUCUCCUGUCACUACUGGUCGCUGUUUGACGGUCACGCGGGGUCCGGGGCUGCCGUGGUGGCCUCCCGCCUGCUGCAGCACCACAUCACGGAGCAGCUGCAGGACAUCGUGGAGAUCCUGAAGAACUCGGCCGUCCUGCCGCCCACCUGCCUGGGGGAGGAGCCCGAGACCACGCCCGCCAACAGCCGGACUCUGACCCGCGCAGCCUCGCUCCGCAGCGGCGUGGGGGCCCCAGGCUCCCCCAGCACCCCCCCGACGCGCUUCUUCACCGAGAAGAAGAUUCCGCACGAGUGCCUGGUCAUCGGGGCGCUGGAAAGUGCGUUCAAGGAAAUGGACCUACAAAUAGAACGAGAGAGGAGUUCGUAUAAUAUAUCUGGUGGCUGCACAGCCCUCAUUGUGGUUUGCCUCUUGGGGAAGCUGUAUGUGGCGAAUGCUGGCGAUAGCAGGGCCAUAAUCAUCAGAAAUGGAGAAAUCAUUCCCAUGUCUUCAGAAUUUACCCCUGAGACUGAGCGCCAGCGACUUCAGUACCUGGCAUUCAUGCAGCCUCACUUGCUGGGAAAUGAAUUCACACAUUUGGAGUUUCCAAGGAGAGUACAGAGAAAGGAACUUGGAAAGAAGAUGCUCUACAGGGACUUUAAUAUGACAGGCUGGGCAUACAAAACCAUUGAGGAUGAUGACUUGAAGUUUCCCCUUAUAUAUGGAGAAGGCAAGAAGGCCCGAGUAAUGGCAACUAUUGGAGUGACCCGGGGACUUGGGGACCAUGACCUGAAGGUGCAUGACUCCAACAUCUACAUAAAACCAUUCCUGUCUUCAGCUCCAGAGGUAAGAGUCUACGAUCUCUCCAAAUACGAGCACGGAGCAGAUGAUGUGCUGAUCUUGGCCACCGACGGACUCUGGGAUGUUUUAUCGAACGAAGAAGUGGCAGAAGCCAUCACUCAGUUUCUUCCUAACUGUGACCCAGAUGACCCGCACAGGUACACACUGGCAGCUCAGGACCUGGUGAUGCGUGCCCGCGGUGUCCUGAAAGACAGAGGAUGGAGGAUAUCUAAUGACCGACUGGGCUCAGGAGACGACAUUUCUGUAUAUGUCAUUCCUUUAAUACAUGGAAAUAAACUUUCAUGAAAAUGGCCCAGGGGUUUGGGAAGACAGCAGGGGAGAAAACUGGGACACCUCUUGGCAGGGCAGAACUGGGAAGUGCCCUGGCCAAGUUCCAGGUGACUCAACCUCUUCCCAGGCCAGGUGGGGGAUUUGCUGCCGAAAAGCCACUGGCUGUACUUCUGGGGGACCCUUAGAAUUCAGUUGCCUCUUUAGUAACAGGCCUGGUUACUGAACAAGAGCAAAACAUAAAGGUUGCUACUGAGUAUUGCAUUUCUUUUGGUUCCUUUAAUAGGCCUUCUAGGUGGCCACUGCCUAGUUUUGGGCACACACGUCAUAUUUAUUUGGAGUAGCUGGGCAGCCAUUUUCAGGUGUAACUGGCAGGAGAGACUCUUCAGCCCAUCAAGCUGCCAGCUUCUCUACGGGUUAAAUGUGCUGCAUUGGAAAGCUGGGGAUCAGGUCUCAGAAAGUGUAAGCACCCACCUUCUAGUAAGCCUGAGAUUUAUUUCAGGGAAUGCUGUCUGUGUGUGUGUGUCUCUCUGUCUCUCUCUUUAGUCUUUCCUGGUUAUGGUGGGGCGAAGCAGGGUUUUUUUUUUCUGUUUGAUAUUCCUUGAAUCUUAAUUGUUUCCCUUCCAUGAAACAGGCCUGGGACUUUCCAGCUCCGUGCUGAGGAAUCUGUGUGUCAGAGUCCAGCCCAGGCUGUCCCCCUAUCCCGUCGCCCACACCACCCAGGCAGCCUUCUGGAGCAGUGCCCUGGCCAACAGAGCACUGUCUUUGUUGUGUAACAGUUUGUUCCCGAGUCGCAUUUUCUCACCAAAUCAGUGUGUUUUCAUGAAAAUAAUGGGUAUUUCUUUAAAUGGGAGUUUCUCUGUUGUUUUCAAGGGUCCCCCACUUGUGGCUAGAGAUGUCUCCGAGAAUCUAGGUUUUCAUUUCUGGGAUGGUUGGCCCUCCCCACCUGUGCCCCAGGGACACAUGUAAAGCAGUGUUUAAGAGAGCCAUACAGGGAGCUCCACGUAUCGGUCAGUUCACCAUACCUCGUGUGAUGACCAUUCCUCCAUUUUGGAUCCAGGCUCUGUGGACGACGACUGUCCGCAAGGCCGCUGCACAGCAGUACGUAUCCGUGCUUCCCCCUCGUCUUUGGGCAAGACCCGCUCAGAAUAGCCAUUUGCUAACAGUGAAUUUGAAUUGAGUUGACUGGCCAUCCUCAUGCUAUGUGCCCCAUUCCUUCUCCUUGGAGUCACAUCCCAGCAGCUGAGGCCCCUGUUCCCACUGUUGAUCCACUGCAGAGCGUUCCUCACAAGAGUUGAACAAGCAGUAGCCAACAGAUCUACCUGUUGCUUCCCUGCUGGGAGGAAUCACAAAGUCGAGUUUUUAGAACUCACUGCUUUCUUAGGCAGACUACUGCUCCGCACGGAGGGACCCUGGAGAGCGACAUCCCAUUACUGAGUCUUCUUGCACACCUCCUGUGGUAUUAUCACCAUCUCGACAGUUCUGUGUCAUUAAGACAUCCUUGCCACCCUAUAAAGAAAAACGUCAUUGAUGUGAUUCCCCAAACUGCUGGAGAGCCACUUCAGGUUCACAUGGUUGUGAAUCCCUUCCCCCGAGGACAGGACAGGAACCUUUCCUCCAGGAUAAUCACCUUCCUGGAGCUGUAGAUAUUUUAUUAGGCAAGGCCUAGAGCCUCUCUACUCAGGAAUGAACUCAUUCCACCACGUGGAAAGGAUGCCCUGUCUGGCAGGUGAGAGACUACAGGAAUUCACCCACCAGCUGUUCGCCAAAAUGCUGCCCAGGGAGAAUCGGAUUACUACCUUGUCAGGGGGUCAUCUUCAUCUGACAGCCUCCCUCCUCCUCCAGUGGAUCUUAGCUACCCCAGAUGUCUCUGUGGGGACAUGCUGGUGGUAAACCAUCUGCUUCUCUGGCAGAAUGCGAUGCUGUGAGACAACACGCAGGUUCCCUACAGCAGUGUCAUCCACGUUCUCUUCUGGCCCUGACUCAAAGUCUCGUACAAACUGGAAACAGAGUUUUUUGUGGACUCUGAAAGGCCUUCUUUGGGAAGCUGCCCUCACAAGCAGUCACCUCUUUCUCAUGUUCACAUUGCCUUUCAUCUGUUUUCUCUCCUGGGCUUUUUGCUGGUCCUACCUUUAGCUUUCCUAGGUUUAUUGGAGCCACCAGGUCUAGCUUUGGGUGUAGAUGUCAAGAUAGCUUUCUAUUCAAUUCACCAAAUCAUUUACUGCCAAGAAAUGUCUCAGGAAAAAUUCUAGAACCCUCCCACCCCCAACUUUUCAAUUUAUCCUGAAGUCUUGAGCACUUAGUCCUGCUGGUUUUAGGUAGAAAGGUAUCCAGGAAUUCUUUUCAUAAGCCUCCUUGGUGGAAAGAUCUCCGUAAAAGGCUGAAGCCCUGUUUCUGUUUGGGGGAUGGGAGGAGAAUUACAAAUGAGGUGAAUAAAUCAUAUGUGGAAAACGUGAUUUGUUAAUGCCCAUAGCAGAUCUGCCCAGCGCUGAUAUUGCUCUGUGAAUUGAGCUUACUCCGUUUGGCCUUAUUUUUCACCCAGGCCCCAUGCCAUCCCAUCCCACAGCAGUAACUAACAGUGUCUGCAUAACGGGCCGGCCCUUGGAGCAUUCCUGGAAAGGCCAAAAGGCAGCACACUCAAGAUUCUGAAGAACAUAUUUACAAGCGGUUCUGAAAUCUUGUGUUUCUGACUUCCAGCCAAAUCUGCUUGUCCUAAUAGCCUCAGAGGAAAUCUUGUUUAAUAAAAAGCUUUGGAUUUCCUAGUCAAGUCUUUAUGGUUGCCGUGGGGUGUGUGUGACCACUUCCUCUAAUGAAAGGCUCUUUGAGUCCCAAAUCUCUUUGUUGGGCUGGACCCUGCUCUUCGGAAUAUUUGGGGAUGGUGUUUUCCUGGAAGAGAACAAACUCACCCUCCAUCCACGCCCUCUGGCAUUUUACCAGGCAACAGCCAGACCUUUGUUCUCAGGACACCUGCAGUCAGAGACGGACUGUGUUCUGCCGUGGUUGUGCUGACCUAACUUCGGUUCUCCGGGUGGGAAGGGAGGGGUGAAAACUGGGCGAGGCCAGGUACUCAGUUGUGUACUAGGACGAAGCCACAGAAAGUGGCCAUUUCAGUUACUUUCCAUAGUAUACAGCUUUGAGGAAUUGGGGAUGUUUUUAAAUUCUAACAGCUUCGCCUCUAUGGGGCUCUGUGCUCACCUUUUUCUUACUCCAGAGUAUCCAUUUACUUCUCGUGAACAACUACAGUCGGAGGUAGAUAUUGGUGGCCGGGGAUGGGCGUCCUGGUACCUGCAUUUGGCCUCGGAUCUUGGCCAUUCAGGACAGGGUUUUGUUUAUCCUGAGCACUAGCAUGGAAACACUUGGAAAAAGACUCCCACAUCUUGAAAAUUCUGACUCUCCUCUUGACUGCACCUCCUUCCUCAUCUGCCAAUCUUUUUUUUUUUUAAACAAGGCCAAGAAUGGCCAGUGGUUUCUUUCCACCAUAGUCUGAGGAUCUAACCUUCCCUUAAGUGACCCAGCAGCCUCACACUCUCAGAGGGAAUAUGUUAAGCUUUUAUGACAUUCUAUUUUCAGUAAAUUACUGCUUCAGGGACACUUGAAGAAAGCAGUGAGAGUUAUUGUCUAUGCAAAGAACAACCAGGCUGACCCUAAAAUUUACCAGAUAGAAGAAAAGAGUAAACUGUAUCUGGCCACAGGACAGAAUUUUAUGUUAGGAACUUGGGUUUUUGAGGGCUUUACGAUCACAGAGAAAUGUUGGGAGUCUGCAUGCUGUGGCCCACCGUGCUGAACAAACUUCGGUUCUGUUGGGUGAUACGGCGUCUGUGUGCACACUGGGAUGUUUCAAAGGACACUCCCUGAGCAGCCGACUUGCCUCUCAUGUGAGCACCGAGGCAGCUCUUCGUGAGAGAGAGCUGAGUGCCCUUCCGCAGACUACUGCUCUUUCUCAUCCAUGAUGUUUCAUGUAAAUAGCUUUAAUUGUUCCUUAAUUGCGUCUUAGAUGAAGUUCUGUUCACAUAGCAACCAGGUAGAGACAGUGACCAAAUAAAUGAGGCUGUAAAAUGUGCUGUUGUUUUCUACUGUGAUGUACUUGAAGGAAAGCCUUGUGUCCCCCAAUCUUUCAAUCUUCCAUAGUAUUCUGUGUUUGGGGAAUCCUGAGGUUAUUCUCCAUUACUGUUUUGCCUCCAUUUUCUUUGUUUCUUCUGGAGACCCAGGGAGGCCCACAGUGGAGAUCACUUGUAAGAAAUGUAUUAAGAUCUGGGUUUCCAAAAAUAUCGUAUGUACAGUGAAUGAGAGGAAUCUGCUUGAAAAUGGUUUCAGAACCAAGUACCUUUAUGCUUUGUGAUUGUGAAACCUUGACUUUUGUAACCCCCAAAAUGAACACUGUUUAGUACAAGGGGAUCUAUUUUGUGUGUUUUGAAACUUAGGUGCAAUGUUCCCUGGAAAAAGUUAAAGAAAUGUAUAUGCUCAAUGACAUUUUAAAAUAAAGUAUUAUAUAUAUGUAUAUAGGA